AGUGUGUGCCUAUCGGCCUUACUAUCAGCUGUUGAGUGCUUUGUCAAAUUAUUUUACAAGCCGAAAGCAUAGCGCCUUCCGUAAGGUGCUACAGGCGAAUGCAAAAAUCUUGGGGCUGCGUCGGUUGCAUCGGUUCCAUCAGUCCGUGUCGACGUUUAAUCUCGAAUUCGUGGAUCUGUUCUGAGAGAGUGAUAAAUGAAUAUGAUGAACUCGCUGAUAUCCUUUAAGAUUCGGCCAGCGCUUCUGGUGAUCAUCCCAGUUGUGCUCUACUCGAUGCUGCAUGCAUCCAGCUAUUCCCUCAAGCUCCUCGACCUGAUUGGUCAGAACCGAUUUGUGGGGCACACGGUUCAUCAUCUCUAUUGUGGAGUCCCCGGCGGCCAACGCACCGAAGGCCACCGUCUUCUGCGAGAUCUUCACUAUGCCCUGCAUCAUUGCGCCCAUCUGCAUGGCUCACGUUGGACUGAUGAUAGUGCCCAUCAUUUAAUAGCACUACCUGGUCACGCGCCAUAGCUUGAGUCGCAAGCCCCGUCUAUUCAUCCACAUCUAUCCCCAUCAGUGAAUCUUCCGGCUCAAGAGUCACACACAUAAACAGGAAUCAAUCACAACAAGACACGAAGAAGAACAAGAACAAGCCAAGGGCAAGAAACUAGUUAAACAUUCACUUGAAUAGGUAUUACAAAUAUAAAAACAACACACAGGCAGUUAUUUCUUGUCGAUCUCUGAUUUGUAAUUUUGAUAUAUUAUUAUUAUUAUAUUCUUCAAUUAUUCCAUAGUUGUGUUUUGUGCAUAGAUUUUAAAUGUAACGCUCGUAUUAUUAAUGUUAAAUGCAAACAAUUAGUUUAUUAUUAAAUUAUUGUGGUUGUCUCAUUGAAAUACCAGCUUAGCGAAGGAGUAUUGCCAACAGCUUUAAUAUUUAUAGAUAGAUAUUUAUAUAUAUGUAUGUACACCAAAUUAUA
Molecule: messenger RNA, 956 nt
Organism: Drosophila grimshawi
Lineage: Eukaryota; Metazoa; Arthropoda; Insecta; Diptera; Drosophilidae
Exons: 4
Coding region: 196-510 (104 amino acids)
Cellular component (GO): membrane
Source: RefSeq, a predicted model, not a curated record